CCGCCCGAGUCGGGGCGAAUCAGUUCCUCGGUUCCUGCCCCAAACUGCGGCAUGGAGUCGUCCCGGGGGCGGCCUGGGCCCGAGGCGGACCUUCUGGCUCUGGGGGAACAGCAAGCCGCGAUCUUCGGCGGCGGCCUGGGCCGAGCGCCCUCUGCGCCGCCCUCAGGCCUCCCGGUGUCCGGGCAGGAAGAGGCCGAGAACGUUGGGGGCGCGAGCCGCCACCCCGCGGCGUCCCCGAAGACUUCGAGCCGCGGCGCCGUCCACCGGGCCGAGCGGGAGGCUCGGGACUACGAGCCGGGCCGCGGAGGGACGCCGUCCGCGCCGGGGAGCCUCCGGGGGGCGCCGGGUCCCGAGCCCUACCCGCACGGGUCCUCUGGGCGCCAGGACCCUGAGCCGCCGGAGGACGAGCCUGCAUCCGAGAGGGGCUGCCGUCGAGGGAGCCCGGGAGGCAGCGGGAUGGAGGCUGAGCCGCGGGAGGAAGACGAGGAGGAGGAGGCGGCGGCGGCCGGCAGGGCUGGCCGCUCGUUCUCCAGCCGCCUUCAGGACAGCCGCAGCCUGGACGGGCUGAGCGGGGCGUGCGGCGGCGCCGGGUCCGCAGGGGGUGCCGAGCCUGGCGCGGGCGGCGGGCGCCGCGCCACCAUCUCCAGCCCCCUAGAGCUCGAGGGCACGGUGAGCCGCCAUGGCGACCUCACCCACUUCGUGGCCAACAACCUGCAACUCAAGAUUCGUCUGAGCGGCGCCCCUCCACCCCCGCCCCCUGCCCCGGCGCGGCCCUGUGCAGCGCCCGCGCCCACUCCGGCCAUCCCUCCCAUCGACCCCGACGUGCUGCGGGACCUGGAGCGGCUGAGUCGGGAGCUGGGCGGCAGGGUGGACCGUCUGCUGCGCGGGCUGGGUGGCGCGGUGCAGGAGCUGACCGCGCUGAGCGUGGGCUGCAUCCAGACCUACCGCGACGCCGUGGACUCCCUAGGCGAAGCGGUGGACAUGAGCAUCAAGGGCAUGUACACCCUGCUGGCGCGCUGUGAAGAGCUGGAGCGGGCUCUGCAGCCAGUUCAGGGGCUGGCGCGCCAAGUCCGGGAUAUCCGACGCACCCUGGAGGUGCUGGAGGCCUUGUGCAAGUGACCGGGAGGGCAGGAGUGGCCAAGCCAGGGCCCAGCAGGAUCCUAAGGACUCUUCAAGGAGCCCUGGUGGGAAAUGCCCGCUGAGGGGAGGCCUAUGUAUUGGAGGCUCUUCCAGACGCAUUUCGCAGGCCUGCGACCACUCGCUGGGCCUUAUUCAGGUGUAUAUGGGGAAGUUCUGAAGCCUCUCCUGGUGGGAGGGGAUGAUGCUCUGCUUCUGUUAAGUUGGCCAUCUGUAGCGACCUUGUUCUCAACCCUCUUCUCCAGCGAGAACACCAUCUCUGGGAACCCAGGGCUUUAGGUCUCGGCUUGGGAGACGUGACUGCCAUAUGCGGUCAAGAAAGGAGAACAGAAGAGGCUCCAGCCCCCAGUGUGGCCACCCUGACUCCACUGGCCACAUCUCAGGUGCCAGGGGCUGUGGGAGCUUGAGUGGUCCUUGGCCACAGGCCAUGCAGACAAGGAUGCACACCUGCAGAUGGAUAACCCCCUGCUUCUGCCCUCUGGCCCCCUACCAUCCCCCCUUCCCCAGCCAGAACUGGGGUGGAACUAGAAGGAAUGCAUUGCAUGGUAGAGGGGGUGAGGUGGGAGGGGUCUCACUGCUCUCAGGGUUCAGGCAGAAUUGUUGCUGGUUUUGAAGCCCACCUGUUGUGGCGUGUUCUAAUCAGUUUUGGCUUUCUGAGUUUUUGUGGAAUUAAAGUGCUGCUGC
Neomonachus schauinslandi (Hawaiian monk seal) is the source of this 1821-nucleotide messenger RNA. It is a transcript of the gene BORCS6, whose product is annotated as BLOC-1 related complex subunit 6. The record is from RefSeq and is a predicted model, not a curated record. Bases 52 to 1119 code for a protein of 355 amino acids. Gene Ontology annotation, cellular component: BORC complex. NCBI's taxonomy places the organism in Eukaryota, Metazoa, Chordata, Mammalia, Carnivora, Phocidae. Gene Ontology annotation, biological process: lysosome localization. The transcript has a single exon.